CAUACGCACGCAUAUGCGUUUACGUUUCUGCUUUAAAAUCCUUCUUCUUCGCUCAGAGAAAUUUGCAGAGUGGCAGUCACAUUCUUUUCCUUUUCCUUUGGACUUCCUGAAAACAAGAUUCUUUUUUCUCAGUCAAAAUUCUAAAUUUUCUUGUCUUUGGGAGUCCUUGAUCUUGUAAUGAGAAACUUGAAUCAGAUCCAUGGAAGCUAAUUCCAACGAAUCAUCCCAAAGUUAUCCUUUUUUUCCCACCAAAAUAACCCAUAAUUCCCCCAACUCCUCCCAGAUCCGCCUUCAUAUAAUACCAAUUUCAUUCAUUUAUUCAUUACCAGCUCAUUCUUUCUCAAAAUAAAGAUACCCAGAUCUUCAGUACCCCAAAAAGAACCAUGAAAAACACAUCCAAAUUGUUCACGAUCGGGCUGGUAGCAUCAUGGUACUCGACCAACAUUGGUGUCUUGUUGCUAAACAAGUAUUUACUAAGCAAUUACGGUUUCAAAUACCCAAUCUUCUUAACCAUGUGUCACAUGACUGCUUGUUCAUUGUUAAGCUACAUCGCAAUUGCAUGGAUGAAGAUGGUUCCAAUGCAGACCAUUCGAUCUAGGGUUCAGUUUUUCAAGAUCUCGGCUUUGAGUUUGGUCUUUUGUGUAUCAGUGGUGUUCGGCAAUAUUUCUCUGAGGUUCUUGCCGGUUAGUUUUAAUCAGGCUGUUGGCGCUACGACGCCGUUUUUUACUGCAAUUUUCGCCUACUUGAUGACAUUGAAGAGGGAGGCUUGGCUUACUUAUCUUACCCUUGUUCCUGUUGUUGCUGGUGUUAUCAUUGCCAGUGGGGGUGAACCGAGUUUUCAUCUAUUUGGUUUUAUCAUGUGCAUUUCAGCUACAGCUGCAAGAGCUCUCAAGUCAGUUUUACAAGGAAUUUUGCUUUCUUCUGAAGGAGAGAAGCUGAAUUCCAUGAACCUCCUCCUCUACAUGGCGCCAUUAGCUGUGGUAUUUCUACUUCCUGCAACGCUUAUUAUGGAAGAAAAUGUGGUCGGUAUUACCCUUUCCCUCGCCAGAGAUGACUCCAAGAUCAUUUGGUAUCUACUAUUCAAUUCAGCGCUAGCAUAUUUUGUGAAUUUGACCAACUUUUUGGUCACGAAACACACCAGUGCCCUGACUUUACAGGUUCUAGGAAACGCGAAAGGAGCUGUAGCUGUGGUGGUUUCGAUUUUAAUUUUUAGAAACCCAGUCUCUGUUACCGGAAUGCUUGGUUAUGCACUCACAGUCUUUGGGGUUAUACUCUACAGCGAAGCCAAGAAACGAAGCAAAUGAGGCAUCAUCCUGGGAAUGCAAUAUAUACAUGAUUGUCGUAUACUUUGUUUCCUUUAUCGCGAGGACAGCAACAAUGUUGAAAGAGGCAGGUACGUUUGGGGCCGUAUGGUAUAGCAUAUGAUGCCAUGGAUUUUGCGCCCUGGAUUCAAUCUUUUGUUUACCCUCCAAGCCUGGGAAGCUGGCUUUUCUUUCGAAUUGGCUCCAGCUGCAGGAUUUUAGUAAAAAAAAAUUAUAAACUCCAAUAAAUGACUGAUUGGUCUCUACCAUUCCCAGCUUGGGGGUUGUUGAAGAGGAAUAUCGUUUUUAUGUUUUUUGAUUCUUUCAUGGAAAGCAAAAGCUUUAAAAUUGGUGUUUGUACACAAAUCGAUCUGUUGUUACAAUUUCUAUUGUUGAUUAAUUAAUGAAAAGAAAUCUCAUAAGCUUACAAUUUUA
Molecule: messenger RNA, 1736 nt
Organism: Gossypium raimondii (Peruvian cotton)
Lineage: Eukaryota; Viridiplantae; Streptophyta; Magnoliopsida; Malvales; Malvaceae
Product: probable sugar phosphate/phosphate translocator At3g11320
Exons: 4
Coding region: 384-1304 (306 amino acids)
Cellular component (GO): Golgi apparatus
Molecular function (GO): antiporter activity
Source: RefSeq, a predicted model, not a curated record